Lotus japonicus is the source of this 1044-nucleotide messenger RNA. RefSeq lists its product as uncharacterized. Gene Ontology annotation, cellular component: cytoplasm; nucleus. Bases 57 to 794 code for a protein of 245 amino acids. The transcript is spliced from 5 exons. Lineage: Eukaryota; Viridiplantae; Streptophyta; Magnoliopsida; Fabales; Fabaceae. Gene Ontology annotation, molecular function: protein binding. The record is from RefSeq and is a predicted model, not a curated record.
AAAGACAGUCACAGGUGAUGAGACUACCCUAAUUCAGAAAGCUUGGUAAUAUAUCAAUGGAGAUGGAAGUAGACAGUGAGAAGAACCAGCAAGACACAGUGAUGGUGAAAGAGAAGGAUCUCUUCAAAGCUGCUGAAGAAGGUGACACCUCAACCUUCCAAGCAUCGUCCCCUGAAACACUCUCCGAAUCCCUCUCUCUAAGGAACGAAGACGCUCGCUCCCUUCUCCAUGUUGCCGCUUCUUCCGGCCACUCCCAGGUGGUGAAGAUAUUGUUGUCUGCUGAUGCAUCAGCUAGUGUGGUAAAUAGUGCUGAUGAUGAAGGGUGGGCGCCGCUUCAUUCUGCGGCCAGCAUUGGGAAUUUGGAGAUAGUGGAGGCUUUGUUGAGCAAAGGAGCUGAUGUUAAUCUAAAAAAUGGCGGGGGCCGAACAGCUUUACACUAUGCCGCCAGUAAAGGUCGGGUGAAGAUUGCUGAAAUACUCAUCUCACAUGAUGCCAAGAUUAAUAUAAAGGACAAGGUUGGUUGCACCCCAUUGCAUCGGGCAGCGAGCACUGGGAACUCUGAGUUGUGUGAACUUCUGAUUGAAGAAGGGGCAGAGGUUGAUGCUGUAGAUAGAGCUGGUCAAACUCCUUUAAUGAGUGCUGUAAUUGACCGUAACAAAGAGAUCGCCCUUCUUCUUAUAAGACAUGGAGCAGAUGUGGAUGUGGAGGACAAGGAAGGGUACACAGUGCUCGGUCGAGCUACAGAUGAGUUUAGAGCAAUAUUAAUCGAUGCUGCCAAGGCCAUGCUUGAGUAAUACAACAAGAAGAAAUUAGAAAAUUGUCAUUGAUGCAAAGAGAGCACAAUACAGCAAAUUAAGGUUGCUUUUGUUGAAAAAAAGUGGUCCUCCGUACUUUGCCCUGAUCAUAGAAGCUGUUUUUAAAGUGAGAUUUUACUUGUUUUUGGUGUUUAUGUAUACAAUCAGAGCUUACGACUUGUUAGAUCAUGCAAUAUGCUCUAUGUAAUGAAAGGUACAUAGUAUGUUGAAAGGGGUUAUUUAUGCAUUA